ACUUCCCUCCAGCCCUGUCAUUUCAGCUCUGACACCAAGGCGAGAGGCUAGGAGGUCUACAAAUACCGUCUGGGUAGCUGGUUGAGUACAGAGGGUGCUGGGGGGCUUAGCCCCCCAAGGAAGAGGACCAGUCCUCCCUCAGCACCACCAUCAAGACCCCAGGGGCUCCCUCUUUCCUCCACAGACUGUGGACUGACUUAGGGAAUCCCAAACGAUGACAGAAAAGGAGGUGCUGGAGUCCCAUAAGCCCUCCUUGCCAGCAGAGACUCGGCAGAGCGGGCUGCAGCGGCUGAAGCGGUUAUUCAGGAAGGAGUCUACAGGGACAAAGGAGAUGGAGCUUCCCCCAGAGACCCAGGCGAAUGGGGAGGCAGUGGGAGCUGGGGGUGGGACCAUCUACUACAUCUAUGAGGAAGAGGAGGAAGAAGAGGAGGAGGAGGAGCCACCCCCAGAACCUCCUAAGCUUGUCAAUGAUAAGCCCCACAAAUUCAAAGAUCAUUUCUUCAAGAAGCCCAAGUUCUGCGAUGUCUGUGCCCGGAUGAUUGUGCUCAACAACAAAUUUGGGCUUCGCUGUAAGAACUGCAAAACUAACAUCCACGAACACUGUCAGUCCUAUGUGGAGAUGCAGAGAUGCUUCGGCAAGAUCCCCCCUGGUUUCCGUCGGGCCUAUAGCUCCCCACUCUACAGCAACCAGCAGUACGCUUGUGUCAAAGAUCUCUCUGCUGCCAAUCGCAAUGACCCUGUGUUUGAAACCCUGCGCACUGGGGUGAUCAUGGCAAACAAGGAGCGGAAGAAGGGACAGGCAGAUAAGAAAAAUCCUCUAGCAGCCAUGAUGGAAGAGGAGCCAGAGUCUGCCAGACCAGAGGAAGGCAAACCCCAGGAUGGAAACCCUGAAGGGGAUAAGAAAGCUGAAAAGAAGACACCUGAUGACAAACACAAGCAGCCUGGCUUCCAGCAGUCUCAUUACUUUGUGGCUCUCUAUCGGUUCAAAGCCCUGGAGAAGGAUGAUCUGGAUUUCCCGCCUGGAGAGAAGAUCACUGUAAUUGAUGACUCCAAUGAGGAGUGGUGGCGGGGGAAAAUAGGGGAGAAGGUCGGAUUUUUCCCUCCAAACUUCAUCAUUCGGGUCCGGUCUGGAGAGCGUGUGCACCGCGUAACAAGAUCCUUCGUGGGGAACCGCGAGAUAGGGCAGAUCACUCUCAAGAAGGACCAGAUUGUGGUGCAGAAAGGAGAUGAAGCCGGCGGCUACGUCAAGGUCUACACCGGCCGCAAGGUGGGGCUGUUCCCCACAGACUUCCUUGAGGAGAUUUAGGCGUGCAGGCGCCUGCUGGGGGGAGAUACCCAAACCCCAUUCUGGGCAGGCUCAGUGGAGGUUGGGGAGGAAAGAGGCGAAAGUAGCUAUACUGCUGGAUGGGAGAGGGGUGGGAAGGCCCAUCAUAACGUGAAGGGCCUUCGGGGAAGAGACUGGUUCCCAUCCCCGCUCCCCGCUCCCUGCUCCCCGGCGAGGGCAUCAGAUACUUGGUGCCGGGAGCAGCCUCAUCAGCCUUUGAGAGCUGGAAAAAGAACACGUCUCCACUAGGAGGUGUCCCAAGGGGAGGGAGGUUAAGACGAACCAUCGAAUGUUGCGAAUUUAUUAAAGUUUUGACAAAAGUUUUAAAAGUU
Molecule: messenger RNA, 1656 nt
Organism: Vicugna pacos (alpaca)
Lineage: Eukaryota; Metazoa; Chordata; Mammalia; Artiodactyla; Camelidae
Gene: STAC3
Product: SH3 and cysteine rich domain 3
Biological process (GO): skeletal muscle contraction; positive regulation of protein localization to plasma membrane; positive regulation of voltage-gated calcium channel activity
Molecular function (GO): protein binding
Source: RefSeq, a predicted model, not a curated record